Messenger RNA from Ascoidea rubescens DSM 1968, 4020 nucleotides. It is a transcript of the gene NVJ2, whose product is annotated as Nvj2p. Bases 364 to 3897 code for a protein of 1177 amino acids. The record is from RefSeq and is a predicted model, not a curated record. Lineage: Eukaryota; Fungi; Ascomycota; Saccharomycetes; Ascoideales; Ascoideaceae. Gene Ontology annotation, molecular function: lipid binding. Gene Ontology annotation, biological process: phospholipid transport. The transcript has a single exon. Gene Ontology annotation, cellular component: endoplasmic reticulum; ERMES complex.
CUUCCUUUCUUUGGGUAACAAUCGAUUACUGCAAACUGCUAUUGUCAACAUUGUGUUGUUUCUGUCUUUUCCAUUGUUUGCUGUCUUCUUGUGGUUGUCCUUUUUCUUUUUUCUCUUGGUUAUCUCUGUCUGCCUAUUCGCCUCUCACUUGUUUUUAUUAUAAAUCUCUUCAAAAAGAUCUACUUUCUAACCUUUCUCUUUUCUCAUUAAUUUUUCAUUAUAUCCAUCACAUACAUUAAUUGGCUGAUUGGUUCGGUAUUUUACCACUUGGUUUUUUUUUGGGGGGGAGAUUUCUGUUUUCUGUCUUGAUUCACCGGUGCAUUUGUUGGGUUUACAUAAAAAGCAACGAAGAAAGAAUCCAAAAUGGCCUCUUUUAUUCUAUACUUUUUUAUCUAUAUUAUCGGUGGCUUAACCUUUAUUCCUUUACUCCUAGUAUCUUCAUUUUACUUCUUGCUAUGGUAUUUACCCAAAAUCGAUGAAAUCAAAAGUUUGCACAAAAAUGAUUUACUCUUGUCAAAUCAAAAAUUAAACCACCAAAAUCAAAUCAUGCUAAACUACUUUGACAACAAAGACUCAAUUCCAUAUGAUGAACUAAAAGCAACAGAAUUUGAAGAAAAAAAAAAUUUCGGUGUCAAUGGUUUCAAAACUGGCUGGUUGAUCUUAUCAACUGAUUACUUUGAUUCUUUACAAUCUCAAAAUAUAAUUGUCAACUUAAAUGCCAUAAUGCCUCCAAACUCAAAAUUCAAAUCUAAUUUAAAUUCAAAUUCAAAUAUAAACGAUAUUAUAGAUGAUAAUAACAAGAAUAGUAAUAAUAACAAUAACAAUAACAAUAAUAAUAAUAAUAAUAAUAAUAAUAAUAAUAAUAAUAAUAUCUUCAACUCUACUACAAAUACAAAUAAUACUACUACUAAUAAUAAUAACAAUAACAAUAACAAUAACAAUAACAAUAAUAAUAAUAAUAAUUCUCCUAACAAUAUCAACAAUGAAAACAAUUCCUCUAAUGAUAACACCAAUAACGAAAACUAUAACGAUAAAAAACCCUUUAAUAUCUCAAUCCAUGAUAUUGAUAAUACAAAAAAAAGCUUACUUAGAAAUCUCACAAAAACCACCACCUCAAACUCAUUAUCCACUUCAAAUACCACUGAUACCCUAAAUGACCCUUCAUCUACCUCCCACACAGGAAAAUCUGUCUACACUACUCUAUACAAACUCGUCAAAUCAAAAUCUUCAAAAUUCGAUAAGUCUUUCAAUUCAGAUGAUGAUAUCAACAACAUCCAAGAAUUAGACAACGACAAUUCAAAAAAAAAUACUAAAAAUUCAAAAAAAAAUAGAUUCUAUGCUGUCCUAAGACACGGAAAUCUUUUUCUUUACAAAGAUGAUUUGAAAAAUGAUCUACUACAUGUCAUUGUUUUAGCAAACCAUAUUGUAACCCUAUGGCCAAGACACUUGCUAGAUGCUGAACUAUUUACAAGAAAAGUAGCAAUUUGUGUCCUAAGAAAAGAUAUCAACAACAACAAAUCUGAUCUAAACUCUUUCAUGCCCCCAACAAACUCUGCCAUCUCCUUGGACAAAGAUUUCAUGGAAAAUCAUUGUUAUAAGAAAAAUUUAUCCACUUUAGAUAUCCUAUUAAGCUAUGAACUCCCUCCAAAGGGUUCAGCUUUUUAUAUCUUCACUGAAAACUGUUACGAUAAAGAAGAUUGGUAUUUUUCUCUAGUCAAUGCUACUAAAAAAUCAGAAAAUAAUAUCCCAUUUCCUUUAAUUCCCGAAAAAAAAGUUUCUUGCUUAGAUCCUUUAAUUUAUGCAAAAACUUUGCACCCAAAGACUUCAAACAUGAUCAAUUUAAUUCAAAGCUUAUAUAGCUCAGAAGGUCAAUUGGAAACUAGGUGGUUAAACGCCUUUCUUGGAAGAUUGUUUUUAGCCGUCAAUGGUACCAAAGAAUUUGAGAAUUUCAUUACUAAUAAAAUUAAAAAAAAAUUAUCAAAGAUUAAUAAGCCUGGCUUUUUAGAUGAUUUUAAAAUCAACAAAAUUAAUUUAGGUAAGUCUGCUCCUUAUUUUAUAUAUCCUAAACUAAAAGAAUUAUCUCCAGAAGGUAAAUUGUCGGCUCAAAGUUAUGUCAGCUAUAACGGUGAAUUAUCUCUUGAAGUCUCAACUAAAGCAAACAUUAGUUUUGGUAAAAGAUUUUCUAAAAAAGAAGUCUCCUUAUCCUUAAGAGUAACUAUAAAUAAAAUCGAAGGCAAAUUGAUCUUUGAAUUAAAACCCCCACCUUCUUCUAGAAUUUGGUAUUCUUUUGAAAAACCUCCUAAAAUCGAUCUAACUGUUGAACCCAUUGUUUCCGCUAGGCAAAUCACUUACACAAUGAUCACGAAAGUGAUUGAAAAUAAAAUUAAAGAAGCCAUCAAUGAAUCUUUAGUCUAUCCAUUAAUGGAUGAUUUAUCAUUUUUUAACACAGAAAACGAAAUUUAUAGAGCAGGCAUUUGGGACAAAUCUGUUCGACCUGAUUCAAAAAAAGAACAACAACAACAGCAACCCAACAAUAAAACACCCACUCAAACUUCUCUCAAUAAAACAAAUACUAAUACAACUACUAGUACUACUAGUACUAAUAAUACUGAUAAUACUAAUAAUACAAACAAUGUUAAUGGCAACAAUAACUUGAAAGUUAAUAAUAACAAUGUCAAUGGUGUUUCUAUGAAUAAAGUUAAUAGUUUUGUUGAUAAUGAGAGUUCUAAAGAUUACCAAGACGCUCACACUUUCAAAAGUGACAUUUCGUCCAGUAGUGGUGCAAGUGGUUAUAGCUCCUCAAUUAAGAGGAGCAGUUCUGUGAAUAAUAUUGCUCCUGGUGCUUUGUUAUCACCAGAUAUAAGAAAUCGAUCCAAUACAGAUCCAUAUCAAUCAGAAAAUGGAGAUGUCAAGUCAAAUGAUGACAGUUCUGCUAUUUCAAUAAGUACCAAAAGAAAAAUGAGAAAAUCGUUUUCAAGAUCAAAUUCAAUAAGCAUAAAGGAUCCUCUGCCACAAACACAAACUAAAAUAAAUAAAACGACGUCAACUGUUGAAUUAUCAAAAGAACAGUUUUUAGCUGAUGGUUCAUUUAUUCCAUAUUCAAAAUCUACACAAAAUGAAAACAAUAUUAAUAAUUCCAACUUUGAAGUGCUGUCUGAGGAACCAGAAGACACAGAAAAUUUGAAUGACUUGAAUGACUUGAAGAGCUCAAAUUCAAAAGAUAUCGAAUUUGAAACUGAUACACCAACAAUGAAAUCGGUUAGAAAAUCCAAAAGCUCAAGAUCAAUUGCUGGGUUUUUAUCCUCACCUCAACCAACUCAAAAUGAAACAAAUAACAAUUACGUUUCAAGUUCUAUCAAGAAAAUUGGUAAAUGGUACUUUAAAGAAAAGACGCAAGAUGGUCCUUUAAUGGAGCCUCCAGAAAUGCUUGAUAGCUAUAACAAUUUGGCAAAUAUUGAAAAAGGAGGGAGUUAUAAACCCCCUGAAAUGAUUCAGUCAAGGAGAAUAAUACGGAAAAAGAGUAAUAACAAUUUAGUUGGAAAUAAUAGAAGCAAUACUCCUCCACCUCCUGUGCCUCCUUUGCCAUCAAGAAAUAUGACUUUGUCUAUAUCCACUCAAAACUUAUUUGGUCAGACCAAAAGUCAGAAUGAAUUUCAAGAAAAUGACAAGAAUAAAGAAGAUGAUGGUUUUAACAUUGACGAGAAAUUCUAUAAACCUGAAAUCUCUUUUCCCAUGGCUCACUCGCCAUCACAAUUUGUUCCUCCAAGUAAAAUUGGAUCGUUGAACUUAGCAUCGGUUAGCAAUGAUAACUUACUUGAACCUAUGUCAUAUAAUCAGCUUAGCGACAGACCAGUUCCAUUGCCACCAAGGAAACCACCAUUACCUACAAGGAAUUAACAUUAAGUUUCCUAUAAUUACAUUUUUUUCAUUACUUAUUAAUUUUUUAUUUUUUUUUGUUUUGUAUAAUAACUGGUUAGUGUAUGAGUAUAAUAUGGAAAUUAAAAAAAAAGUAAAGAUGAA